GCUGUGGAAGAACAUCUCCCUGAAGAGGAGAGGACCGUGGGUGCUGGCCUUUGAGAUCUUCAUCCCACUGGUUCUCUUCUUCAUCCUCCUGGGCCUCAGGCAGAAAAAGCCUGCCAUUCCUGUCAAGGAAGUGUGUAAGUGUCCUAACCACAUUAUUAUAUUAUUCUGAUUGUGAGUGACGUAGCAUAUUAAUGAUCUUUCCAGGGUUGUGUUACCUCUGUGUUGUUCCUGUGUGUUUACUGUAACUGUUCCAUGUUGAUGAAACACUAUGUCCACAAACCUUGACAUUCAGUCAGAAAAGACACGAAAGCAACAAUGACACCAGUCAUCCUUAAAAAGACAAGAACAAUGAUAUAAAAUAAUGAACGAGUGCCGUAUUCCUUUACAGGUCUGGUUCAAUACAACCACAGGAAAAAAAAAAGUAGGAAGGAACUUAGGCAAACAGACCAACUGGUUCAUGUUGUGCAGCACUGGGGAAGAUAUUUUGAAUAUGUGAAUAUUCACCAGUCACAAAACAACAAUCUGCAUAGUGUACAAAUCUUUCAUUUGCAUUUGCAAACUCCUUGGCCAAGAAGGUCCUUAAAAUUAUUCUGUACGUUCUGCACAAUAAAUGUUUUGUUUUCAGAAUUCCCAUUAUUGCUGUUCCUCCACAUGAGCACAAAAGAAAGUGGAAAAAUAUAUAAGAUUUUACAUGUAGAAACUCUAAUUUCAUGCAUGUGUGAGAUAGAGUUUUAAAAUACUUCUUACCUCUGUGCCAGAGCAGCAUCAUAAUAUAGAUAAAGGACGAUUAUAUUUUUAAACAUAAAGAAUCUCUGACUGACUGAAAUGUUCAGGUUUGACCUGUUCUGUUAGUACAUGGUUGAACUCACUCUUCUUUAACCCACAGCAGAUUAAAGUGCGUGUGCUUACGCGUCUUUAUUUUUCUUCUUCCCUGGAAAAUAAUUUGCAUUUGAAUCUCCCAGUACAGAUUGUGUAUGACUAAACGACAGCUUCUGACCUGCAUUUAACUCCUUGACUGAAUCAACCUUUUUUCAGCUGAAUGGUCAGAGAGGACUCAUGUAGGUGAAGUUAGAGUUUGACUGAUUUUGAGAUUUGAAAAUGCUGUGGAACAAGAGAUUGGGUCUUUUUCUGAUUUGAAAAACUAAAUUUAUACCGCUUAAGUUUGUCACCACAGACAUGAAAGUGAUGCCUACAGUUGAAAUACUGCUGACAUUUACAAUAGCGGUGGGCAAAGGUUUUGGCUCACGGGCCAAAAUAAGGUUCAAAAGUUGACUGGCAGGCCGGUUCAGUAUUGGUUGGGUCUAGAAUGCUGGGUGAAAUAAUAUGAAUAAAAUAUACAAGAAUAAAUAUAAACUUUCUAGGAUAAUUUGGCACAUUUGAUGUCUGCUCCCAUCUAGUAGCAACAACAAAAAUUACAGUCAAUUCGUUUCAAUGGAUGAAACAGAAGGCUUGACCACAGUCUUUACAAUAUCUUGAGCCAGUGUUUGGUGUGCCAGAUUAGAAAGCCCAGGGAGCCAUAUCGGGCCCAUGGGCCGGAGUUUGAAGCACCGCAUUACAUUUUUUGAAAAUGACAGCGGUACACGAUCUCUUCUGUACCUUCACCUGACAUCUUGUUAUUUGUAAAAAUUUCAGAUGAAGCCUUUAAAGAAAUGCCAUUUUGCACCUGUUGUUGGAAACAGCAGGAUUAAAAAACAGACCAAGUUUCUCUGCUUCUAAGAAAAGAAUAAGAGGAUAACGAUUUCUAUGUUAUAUGGGUGAUAUAAAAAAGAGAGUUGAGAAGGAGGACAAUGCGAAGUGGUUAGCUGGGCAGAAAGUGUCGGCAGCACAGACUAUCGCCAUGGAAACAUUGGGCUUUUAUGAACAGCAGUAGUUUCUCUUUUGACCUGGGCAGUGUCCCUGAACAGAUGAAAUGAUCAAUAAUGUGAAGAGACAGUUUUGUGCAGCAUCAUGAUGAAAGGCCUGUACAAACAGCACUGACAUGUCUGACCUCUCUGACCCUUCGCUGCCCAUCAGGCAGUCAAGUCUGAAACUUACUGCUUACUUGCUCACUUCCUCUUCUCCUCUAACACUUCUCUCUCUCCCUCUGCUCUUCCUUUUCUCCUUGUUUUUUUUUCUUCACAAUCAACCUGUUACAUUCCUCCUACACCCCACUUCUAUCCUACGUCCCCCUCUCUGACAUUGCAACAUUUAUUCCCCUUGGCCUGUUGGUUUCCGCCCACUCGUCCCCCGAUGUCUAGCCUUUUACAGUGCAGCUCCUCUCACCUCGGCUGGGAUUAUUCCCAUCAUGCAGUCUCUGUGCCCAGAUGGACAGAGGGAUGAGUUUGGCUUCUUGCAGUACAAGAACUCUACUGUUACCCAGCUGCUGGAGCGGAUCAGUGAGGUGGUUGAACAAAAUCGACUCUUCACCUCUGAACGACCCGGUUUGGGUCAGGAGUUGGAGACUCUGCAGCGGCACCUGGAGAAUCUUAGCUCCACACCUGUACCUCCAGACUCUGCCUUCAACCAGAGCCAAGGCUUCACACUGGCCAGUGUGCUGAAGAAUCAGUCGGCGUUCCAUCAGUUCCUGGAGAAGAACCUUUCCUUGUCCAACUCGACCAGCAGUUUACUGCUCAGCAUUCCCCUCAGUGUGAGAGAGGUCCACAGUCUUAUCUUUGGUACGUCACUCAGAGCUGGUGAAGGCGCCAUCAGUUGGAUGCAAGGGGCAAAGGAGAAAAAACAAAAAACUGGACAGAAAGUUCUUCAUUUGAAAGAGAAGCUGUUGGGGGAUGUUCACAGUCUGGACAAAGGCCUGAUAUACAGGGCUUUACGUGAUCCCACCAAAGCAGCCCACAGAUAUGCUCUGCUCAGGCUCAUGUCGCAGGCUCUGGGCCUCAGGGAAGAGACAGGAAACCAGGAAGACACCGAGCAGCUCCUUAAGGAAGCAGAGGGAAUCCUCCUGACUGGACCUUUGCUUGAGAGCCUCACCUGUGAAGAGGGCGGGGCCAGUGACAUCACCAACAUCCUUCUGGUGCCUGAAAAGCAGCAGCCAACACUGGAGGCCUAUCGCGGCGUGUUGUGCAGUGGAGUAAAGAGUCAGAGAGCAGAGCGAUUCAGACAGUUGAGUCUGAAGCUGAGAGAACAGAUUGAUACACGCAGAGUCAUGGAGCAGCUCUAUCUUGACCCACCCAACUCUGGAUCGCCUCUCUCUCAGUCUCAUCUUGGGGCCUUGUUGAAAGACCUGGCCGACAUAGAGAGGCUGCUGAAGGACGUGGACCUUCUCUCCGGUCUGGCCCGUCUGCUGCCCAAAGGAGCCUGUGCCGGUCGAUCCCCAACCUCCCCCGCAAACCUGACUUGGCCUCUUAAUGUCACCAUUUGGGGUCCAAAUACGACUGACGUGCCCAGGGAGGAGGCUGAGAAAGGAACUGAGGGAGGGGAAAAAAUAAGAAGAGAGAAAGAGAAGCAGGAAGCAGAAAACCCUCAUUCUCAGUUUUCAGCAUUUGUACAACUGUGGGCCGGGCUGCAGCCUAUUCUGUGUGGGAACAACAGGAUCAUUGAGCCAGAGGCAUUGAAGCAGGGGAACAUGAGUUCGUUGGGCUUCACCAGCAAAGAACAAAGGAACCUGGGCUUACUAGUCCACUUGAUGACCGCAAAUCCCAAGAUCCUCUAUUCUCCUAUUGGCUCCGAGGUGGAUAAAGUGAUUCAAAAGGCAAAUGAGACGUUUGAAUUUGUGGGGAACUUGACACACUACACCAAGGUGUGGCUCAAUAUCUCAGCUCAGCUCAGGACGUUUCUGGAGGAGGGACGUCUGCACAGACACCUGGUGUGGCUACAGCAGCUGUCCUCGGAGCUGCAGCAGCAUCCUGAGCUGCUGAACGACACCGACAGUGAACUGAUGCAGAGUCUGAUCGAAGGAAACUAUAGCAUCCCCAACACCUCCACCCUGCUGGAGCAGCUGGACACUAUUGACAACGCCGCCUGUGGCUGGACACGCUUCAUGUCUAAGGUCAGUGUGGACGUCUUCAAAGGUUUUCCUGACGAGGACAGCAUUGUCAACUAUACCCUCAACCAGGCCUAUCAGGACAAUGUCUCCGUGUUUGCCAGUGUAAUUUUCCAGACCAACAGGGAUGGCUCCCUGCCGCCACAUGUUUUGUACAAAAUUAGACAGAACUCCAGUUUUACGGAGAAGACCAAUGAAAUCCGAAGAGCAUACUGGCGUCCAGGACCGAACACCGGAGGGAAAUUCUACUUCCUCUAUGGCUUUGUGUGGAUUCAAGAUAUGAUCGAACGAGCCAUUAUUAACACGUUUGUGGGACAUGAUGUGGUUGAGCCUGGAAACUAUGUUCAAAUGUUUCCUUACCCAUGUUACACCAGAGAUGAUUUCCUGUUUGUCAUCGAGCACAUGAUGCCUCUGUGCAUGGUCAUCUCCUGGGUUUACUCCGUGGCCAUGAUGAUCCAGCAUAUUGUAGCUGAAAAAGAACAUCGACUAAAAGAGGUGAUGAAAAUGAUGGGGUUGAACAACGCGGUGCACUGGGUUGCCUGGUUUAUCACCGGCUUUGUGCAGCUGUCCAUCUCCGUCACCGCUCUGACGGCCAUCCUGAAGUAUGGCCGAGUGCUCCUGCACAGUAACCCCUUCAUCAUCUGGCUCUUCCUCACCAUAUACGCUGUGGCCACCAUUAUGUUCUGCUUUUUGGUGUCAGUAAUCUACUCCAAAGCCAAGUUGGCCUCAGCCUGUGGUGGAAUCAUCUACUUCCUGAGCUAUGUGCCCUACAUGUAUAUAGCCAUCAGAGAAGAGGUGGCCCACGACAAGAUCACUGCUUUUGAGAAGUGCAUUGCUUCUCUGAUGUCCACCACCGCCUUUGGGUUGGGAUCCAAGUAUUUUGCGCUGUAUGAAGUCGCAGGUGUGGGAAUACAGUGGAGGACCAUCAACCAGUCUCCAGUAGAGGGCGAUGACUUCAACCUUGGUCUGUCAAUGAUGAUGCUCAUCAUCGAUGCCAGUGUGUAUGGUGUUCUCACCUGGUACAUAGAAGCUGUGCAUCCAGGUAUGUACGGACUGCCGCGUCCAUGGUACUUCCCACUACAGAAAUCCUACUGGUCUGGCAGUGGACGAAUUGAGACCUGGGACUGGCCCUGGUGUGGAGGAGGAGCUGCCAGGCUCAGUGUGAUGGAGGAGGACCAGGCUUGUGCUAUGGACCAUAGGAGAUCAGAGGAGAUGAGAGGCAUCGAGGAGGAGCCGAGCCACCUGCCGUUGGUCGUCUGCAUUGACAAACUUACCAAAGUUUACAAAACAGGCAGCAAACUGGCCCUCAACAAACUAAGCCUUAACCUGCAUGAGAACCAGGUGGUUUCCUUUCUGGGACACAAUGGUGCUGGCAAGACCACAACCAUGUCCAUUCUGACCGGCCUCUUCCCACCGACCUCCGGCUCAGCCACCAUUUACGGUCAUGACAUCCGCACAGAAAUGGAGCGAAUCCGCCAGAACCUGGGCAUGUGUCCGCAGCACAACGUCCUGUUUGAUAAGUUGAGUGUGGAGGAGCACCUGUGGUUCUACUCCAGACUCAAAGGCAUGGCUGAAGAAGACAUCAGGAAGGAGAUGGAGAAGAUGAUUGUAGAUCUAGAGUUGUCAAACAAGCGUCACAGCUUGGUGCAGACAUUGUCCGGUGGCAUGAAGAGAAAGUUGUCUGUGGCCAUCGCCUUUGUCGGUGGCUCCCGGGCCGUCAUCCUGGACGAGCCCACUGCAGGGGUGGACCCAUAUGCCCGCCGGGCCAUCUGGGAUCUGAUUCUCAAGUACAAACAGGGUCGCACCAUCCUGCUGUCCACCCACCACAUGGAUGAAGCAGACCUUCUGGGGGAUCGAAUUGCCAUCAUCUCCCACGGGAAGCUCCAGUGCUGCGGUUCUCCACUCUUCCUGAAGAGCACCUACGGUGAUGGAUAUAAACUGACACUUGUCAAAAAGCAGAGCGAAGGCAGAGACCAGGACAUCCAGCUUCAGCCUCCUUCUUCUCUGUCGCCAUCCUCUUCGCUGUCGCCAUGCUCAGAGGCACGAGUCACACAGUUUAUUCGACAGUACGUGGCCUCCUGCCUGCUGGUGUCCGACUCCAACACCGAGCUGUCCUACGUCCUCCCCUCAGAGGCUGUGAAGAAGGGCUGCUUUGAGAGGCUGUUUCAGGCCUUGGAGCAGAGCUUGGACAGUCUGGCCUUAACCAGUUUUGGAGUCAUGGACACCACCCUGGAGGAGGUGUUCCUCAAAGUGUCUGAGGAAGACCAGUCUCUUGAAAACAGUGAUGCAGACAUGAAAGGUUCCCCAGGGGGCAGCUCAGUGGGGAAAUCCUCGGUGGGUUCAGGAGGAGGUCCUGGGGAGUCACAGGUUGAGACCAUUACAUCAGUGGAGGUGGAGAAACCAGAGGUAGAGCUGACUAAUCUGGUCAAGUGUUCUCUGCUGACCCAGAGUCAGUCCUCCCUCAAGUCUUCCUCAUCUGUGGGCUCAGUGAGAGGGGACGAAGGGGGGCUGCACUUAGACUUCUACGGCGACUAUUGUCCACUCUUUGACAACGGCCAGGAAUCAGACUCUGCCAGCGUCAGAGAUGCAGAAAUCCCCCUGUCCACAGAGGUUGGGGAGGGACAGGGCAGCUUCAAGUUGGACGGCUGGUGGCUGAAGCUGAGUCAGUUCCACGGCCUCAUUGUGAAGAGGUUUCACUGUGCCAAGAGGAACACCAAGGUCCUCUUCUCGCAGAUCCUCCUGCCUGCUUUCUUUGUCUGUGUGGCCAUGACCGUGGCCCUGUCGGUGCCUGAAAUUGGAGAUUUGCCUCCACUCAUCCUGUCUCCCUCUCAGUAUCAUAACUACACCCAACCUAGAGGCAACUUUAUCCCCUACGCAAACGAAGAUCGACCACAAUACAGGAGCAAACUCUCACCGGAUGCCAGUCCACAGAAGAUCAUCAACACCCUGCGUCUGCCCUCAGGUGUUGGUGCUACUUGUGUCCUCAAAACCCCAUUCAACAGCACCCUGGACCAGUUGGCCCAGACCCUCAACCCGAGUGCAAACAACUCCAAGACCCUGGCCGCUCGCUACUUUGAUUCCAUGUGUCUGGACUCUUUCACGCAGGGUGUCCCGCUCUCCAACUUUGUCCCCCCUCCUCCAUCACCAGCCCCUUCAGAUGAUCCUGAUCCUCGAUUUGAAGACGGACUGUGGAAUUUCACAGUUGCUCCACCGACUACAGUCCGUGAGCCUGUGACCUCGCCUCCCACCCUUCCUCUCUCCAUCCAUGAGCCUGUUCGCUGCACAUGCUCAAUGCAGGGCACAGGCUUCUCCUGCCCCAGUGGGGUGGGAGGACGGCCCCCACUCAUGAAGGUGGUGACGGGGGACAUCCUGGUGGACAUCACUGGCCGCAACGUCUCUGAGUACCUGCUCUUCACAUCAGAUAGGCUACGUCUACACAGGUAUGGAGGUUUAACUGUGGGGAACAUCCAGAAAUCAGUCCCAGCUUCCUUUGGUAGAAAGAUUCCUCCAAUGGUUCGUAAAAUAGCUGUCCGCAGAUCAGCCCAGGUUCUGUUCAACAACAAAGGUUACCACAGUAUGCCCACGUACCUCAACGUCCUCAACAACGCCAUCUUGAGGGCCAAUCUACCAUCAACUAAGGGCAAUCCUGCUGCUUAUGGUAUCACACUGACGAACCAUCCAAUGAACAGAACGAGUGCCAGUUUGUCGUUGGACUAUCUGCUGCAGGGGACAGAUGUUGUCAUUGCCAUCUUCAUCAUCGCCGCCAUGUCCUUUGUUCCUGCCAGCUUUGUGGUUUUCCUAGUUGCAGAGAAAUCCACAAAAGCAAAACAUCUGCAGUUUGUCAGCGGCUGUGACCCUGUGAUCUACUGGCUGGCCAACUACAUAUGGGACAUGCUGAACUACCUGGUUCCUGCUACGUGCUGUGUCAUCAUUCUGUUUGUGUUUGACCUGCCGGCCUACACCUCUCCAACCAACUUCCCUGCAGUCCUCUCCCUGUUUUUACUAUAUGGGUGGUCCAUCACCCCCAUCAUGUACCCAGCAUCCUUUUGGUUCGAGGUUCCUAGCACAGCCUAUGUGUUCCUCAUCGUCAUCAAUCUCUUUAUAGGGAUUACAGCCACUGUCGCUACCUUUCUACUUCAGCUCUUUGAACAUGAUAAGGAUCUGAAGAAAGUGAACAGUUACUUGAAAACCUGUUUCCUAAUCUUCCCAAACUACAACCUGGGCCACGGCCUGAUGGAGAUGGCGUACAAUGAGUACAUCAAUGAGUACUAUGCCAAAAUAGGCCAGUUUGACAAAAUGAAGUCUCCCUUUGAGUGGGACAUCGUGACUCGAGGUCUUGUUGCCAUGACUAUUGAAGGCUUCGUCGGUUUCCUCAUCACCAUCCUCUGUCAGUACAACUUCCUCAGGAAACCAUCGAGGGUGCCAGUCAGCUGCCAGCCAAUAGAUGAUGACGAUGUGGAUGUGGCCUGUGAGAGAAGACGAGUCCUAAGAGGAGACGCUAAUAACGACAUGCUGAAGAUAGAAAACCUGACAAAGGUGUAUAAAUCCAGGAAAAUGGGUCGGAUCUUGGCAGUGGACCGACUCUGUCUGGGCGUUCGGCCUGGUGAGUGUUUUGGGCUGCUGGGAGUAAACGGAGCUGGGAAAACGACCACGUUUAAGAUGCUAACAGGAGACGAGUGCACCACGGGGGGAGAGGCCUUCAUUAAUGAACACAGUAUCUUGAAGGACCUGUUGCAUGUGCAACAGAGUAUCGGCUACUGCCCACAGUUCGAUGCCCUUUUUGACGACCUCACAGCCAGAGAACACCUGGAGCUCUACACUCGCCUCCGUGGCAUUCCCUGGAAGGACCAGGACAGGGUGGUGCAGUGGGCUUUAGAAAAGCUGGAGCUGGCAAAGUAUGCAGACAAGCCUGCUGGAACAUACAGUGGUGGGAACAAACGCAAACUUUCCACUGCCAUUGCUCUUAUUGGAUAUCCUUCACUCAUCUUCCUGGAUGAGCCCACAACUGGGAUGGACCCAAAGGCCCGCAGAUUCCUCUGGAAUUUAAUCCUGGACAUCAUCAAGACUGGGCGCUCAGUAGUGCUAACAUCACACAGCAUGGAGGAGUGUGAGGCUUUGUGCACCAGGCUGGGCAUCAUGGUGAACGGCAGGUUCAAAUGUCUAGGCAGCAUCCAGCACCUUAAGAACAGGUUUGGAGAUGGUUACAUGAUCACAGUGAGGACCAAGAGCAGCUCCAGUGUGAAGGAAGUUGUUCGGUUCUUCAACAGAAACUUCCCUGAGGCAGUUCUAAAGGAGCGUCACCACACCAAAGUCCAGUAUCAGCUGAAGUCGGAGUGGAUCUCCCUGGCUCAGGUCUUCAGUAAGAUGGAGCAGGUGGUGGAGGUGCUGGGCAUUGAGGACUACUCUGUCAGCCAGACCACUCUAGACAACGUAUUUGUAAACUUUGCUAAGAAGCAAAGCGACAACUUGGAGCAGCAGGAGGUGCUGCCCCCCGCAGGUGCACAGACACCCCUGCAGCAAAUCUUCAGUCUGCUGAAGUCUCACACAGGGAACACGGAACUCAAUGCUCUCAUCAGCGAGGCACCUGAGGAGCUGGAGAGUGACGAUGAUGAGGGACUCAUCAGCUUUGAGGAGGAAAGGGUGCAGCUCUCCUUCAACACCGACACUCUCUGUUGAAUCAAUCAUCCGACUGCAGGGAGGCGAGGAGAGGGAGAGCGAAGAGAGUUCAGCUGUGUGUUCCUGAGCUCUUGGGCUUGAUUUAACCCUGAGGAGGACCAACAACAAUCUGCACUAUGGGACGUGGGACCAGUGGCGUAUUAUUUCUGCCUCUUACUCUAAGCAGGAGCCUGUUAGUGAGAAAAGGUCAGAUCACAGAAAGUCCAGGGAGAGACACGAUAGCAGCAGCAAUGUCUGUGGUGUUUGAACAGUGAACCUUAGAAUGUUUUAUUCAUCAGUUUUACAAGUGGAUUUUACCUUAGGGGUACAACAGGUGCACUGUCUCAACUCAAACCUGAACUCUAAACAGAUGAUUAAAUGAAAAG
Messenger RNA from Cynoglossus semilaevis (tongue sole), 10017 nucleotides. It is a transcript of the gene abca2, whose product is annotated as ATP-binding cassette, sub-family A (ABC1), member 2. NCBI's taxonomy places the organism in Eukaryota, Metazoa, Chordata, Actinopteri, Pleuronectiformes, Cynoglossidae. The transcript has 49 exons. The coding region runs from base 2285 to 9652 and encodes 2455 amino acids. Gene Ontology annotation, molecular function: lipid carrier activity; ATP hydrolysis activity; ABC-type transporter activity. Gene Ontology annotation, biological process: transmembrane transport; lipid transport. The record is from RefSeq and is a predicted model, not a curated record. Gene Ontology annotation, cellular component: membrane; intracellular membrane-bounded organelle.